This is a messenger RNA of Zingiber officinale, 1253 nucleotides long. RefSeq lists its product as uncharacterized. Lineage: Eukaryota; Viridiplantae; Streptophyta; Magnoliopsida; Zingiberales; Zingiberaceae. The transcript has 5 exons. Bases 1 to 696 code for a protein of 231 amino acids. Gene Ontology annotation, cellular component: plasma membrane. The record is from RefSeq and is a predicted model, not a curated record.
AUGGCAUACGAACCAGAAUCGGAAAGUGAAUCAGAAGAUGGGUCCGAACCCGAAUCAAGCCACGAGUUCGCACUCGUUUAUGAAGGUUCCGAUGAGAUCUGGGGAAAUAAAAUCCACAAGCAAGCAUCUUCUUCUCCUUCGCUCAGUUUCUCACGCUGCGAAGGCCGGUACGCCACUUCUCCCUUCUUCGCCAUCACUCCAUCAAAGGGGCCGGCGGUCCGCCACCACUCCACCGCCGCCGGCUUGCCAUCUCCUCUCCAUCUUCCCACCGUUAUUUUCUACCCGCGAUUCCAGCCAACGCCAUCAUUUCCUCCAGUGGCUUUUCGUGAUUGUCUGCCCCGACGUGCCGACACCAGCAUCCAGGCCACGACGGAGUUUCUCUACUUCAGAUCCAAACCGCAACCCUCUUCUCUCGGUCUAGAAGAUAAGAGGUCCUUCAUAGUCAACAUCCAGCCACGACAUCUUCAAGAUCUGGCCGCCCAAAGCGAGCAGCGGUCCUCUUUCGGAGAGCUCUUCACUUCAUGCUCAGCACUGGCUUCCCACAGACAUCUCCGACCUUCAUCAAAUUCUGAACAGCAAGCUUCUUCUUCAAUGAAGGAGAUCACCAAGGAAUUUGAGGAGAGGAAGAUUGAACUCAAAGCUAAGGCUCUAGAGAUCUAUCAGGCCUCAGACGUUGAUAUCAAGGUAUGUUGCUGAAAAAUUUGUGCAUAACAAUGUGGCUUCUUAAUCAAGAAACUACUUUUCAUUAAAUAAAAGGCGGCUGACAUUCCGUGUUGAAUCAUUAAAUUGGUUUAGUGGUUCCUCUCCUAUCAAGGCUAGGCAACUGCAUUGCAAGAUUGUUUCAACAAACUUGGUUGGUUCAUUAAUCCGUAUGAAGUAAUUCAUCUCAUGGAGUUCGAGACAAGGGAAGGCAAAGGGAAGAAAUCAUAGACAUGCAUACUACUAGCAAGAGGAUAUAUGAAGACAUUAUUGAAAGUAACAAAGUAUUGAACUUCUUAUCACAAAAAAUGGGAAGAAAAGUUUAUCAAGUAAGGUAGGCAAAGCAAAGAAAAGGAGAAGGUUUGUAAAAUGAUUCAAGAGGUGAAAUAUUCAAAUCAUUUAUAUCUAGGAGGAUCUGAUCCUUGUGAUCAUGAGCGUCGUGAUAGAAUGUAAAGAUUAGAUUACUUAAGGUGAGAUUUAAAAAUUUAUACAUUUGCUUAGACGAUGUAAAUAUUUAUUUAUCCUAAUAUUAAUUUUAUGAUACUUUUGGAUUA